This is a messenger RNA of Chrysochloris asiatica (Cape golden mole), 612 nucleotides long. Its product is annotated as RNA polymerase II elongation factor ELL3-like. The record is from RefSeq and is a predicted model, not a curated record. The transcript is spliced from 6 exons. Gene Ontology annotation, cellular component: transcription elongation factor complex. The annotation marks the transcript as partial. Gene Ontology annotation, biological process: positive regulation of transcription elongation by RNA polymerase II; snRNA transcription by RNA polymerase II. NCBI's taxonomy places the organism in Eukaryota, Metazoa, Chordata, Mammalia, Afrosoricida, Chrysochloridae. Gene Ontology annotation, molecular function: cis-regulatory region sequence-specific DNA binding.
GCCAUGGAUUCUAUCCCAGCCCCAUCUUUAGUUCAGGGACACAUCCUGACUGAAGCAUCCAGAGAUUCAGGGAGUUGGCAGAACACUCAAGACGAUUCUGAAGGAGACAUAGUAUCACAGUCACAGGUGGAACUAGGAGAGGUGCCAGAUCUGCUGGCAAGCAACCAAGGACAAUCACUCCCAGGAUCCUCCAGGGAACACAUGGCACAAUGGGAAGUGAGAAACCAGACUCAUCGUCCUGAGAGAGAGCCUGAUCACAGACUUACUUCCUCUGCCAGCCAGAAACAUCUAGACAAGAAACGUUCAGCAUCUUCAGCUCCUAUAGAACUAGAAGAAAAAAGGCUCAGAGCUCUACCUUUAGCUCCAAGCCCCCUACAAGAGCUGCCCAAUCAGGACCUACAAGAGGAAGACUGGGAACAAGAUGAUGAAGACAUGAGCCCCAGGUUGGACAGUCCCUUAGUUCAAGCAGACUCUGAAUCCCCAAGUCCUGAAGAGGUACCAGAUUACCUCCUUCAAUACAGAGCCAUCCACAGUGCAGAGCAGCAACAAGCUUAUGAACAAGACUUUGAAACAGAUUAUGCUGAAUAUCGUGUCCUACAUGCUCGUGUUGGA